This is a messenger RNA of Branchiostoma floridae (Florida lancelet), 1115 nucleotides long. RefSeq names its product 3 beta-hydroxysteroid dehydrogenase type 7-like. The record is from RefSeq and is a predicted model, not a curated record. Gene Ontology annotation, biological process: steroid biosynthetic process. The transcript is spliced from 4 exons. Lineage: Eukaryota; Metazoa; Chordata; Leptocardii; Amphioxiformes; Branchiostomatidae. Gene Ontology annotation, molecular function: 3-beta-hydroxy-Delta5-steroid dehydrogenase (NAD+) activity. Bases 45 to 1115 code for a protein of 356 amino acids.
GCUAAGGUUGCCUUUUAACCUUUCCAGCCUCACGUGCACCGACCAUGACACCAGGCCUGACGUAUGUGGUUGCGGGAGGGUGUGGGUUUCUCGGCGCCCGCAUUGUCGACAUGUUGGCGGAGAGAGCGGAGAACAUCUCUGAGAUCCGUGUGGUGGACAAGAACCUUCGCAGCCGACUGUCAACAGCGGACAGGGAAGGGGUCAAAGUUUCCCUCAUCCGCGGUGACGUCACAGACAUGGCACAGAUGACGGAGGUGUGCGGAGGCGCAGACGUGGUCAUCCACACGGCGUCGCUGAUUGACUUCCUGGGAUUGGUCAGCGACGCGACCUUGUGGCACAUUAAUGUGAAAGGGACCGAAAACCUCCUGCAAUGCUGUGUGAACGAGGACAUCCCGUCCUUCGUCUACACGAGCACCAUCGAGGCCGUGGGGCCCAACAGGCGGGGCGACCCGCUGGUAGACGGGGACGAGAGCACGCCGUACGACAGCUCCAGCCCGCUGCUGCCGUACGGCCGUACCAAGGCGGCUGCAGAGGCGAUGGUUCUGCAGUGGAACGGGCGGCGAACGAACGGCGGGAAGACUCUGCAUACGUGUUCUCUGCGCCCUGGAGGGGUGUUGAAGAAACGUGGUUCGAACCUGUUUACUCGCCCCAUGAGACGCGCCUGUUCCACCACGGUCAAAGUCAGCCGCCAGUACGUUGGCAACGUCGCCUGGGCUCACCUGCUGGCCGCCCAGACGCUAGUGACGUCACCGAAGACGGCCGGAGGCGAGGCGAUCAACAUAUCCGAUGAUACGCCCCUGAAAGAUGACGCCACGUUGCUCGCCGAGCUGUGCGCCCCUAUCGGAAUCCGUUGGAACGACAACUUGGUCCUCCCUCUGUGGCUGCUGUACGUCAUCGCUAAUGUCUUAGCCUUGAUUCGUUUCGUUGUGAAGCCAUUUUACACCUUUGUGCCUCCGCUAAAUUCUGACGUACUGACGAUCCAAAACACUACGUUCUACUUCAACUAUAAGAAAGCCACGCGGGUCCUCGGCUACAAGCCGAUAUUCACUUGGGAGGAAUCUAAACAGAGAACGUCUGACUGGCUGGUAAAAUGGAAAGCUAGAGAGUUCUCAUAA